This is a messenger RNA of Tribolium castaneum (red flour beetle), 1559 nucleotides long. RefSeq names its product Olig family (gene Oli). Gene Ontology annotation, molecular function: protein dimerization activity; E-box binding; DNA-binding transcription factor activity, RNA polymerase II-specific. The record is from RefSeq and is a predicted model, not a curated record. Lineage: Eukaryota; Metazoa; Arthropoda; Insecta; Coleoptera; Tenebrionidae. Gene Ontology annotation, cellular component: nucleus. The transcript has 3 exons. Bases 420 to 1211 code for a protein of 263 amino acids. Gene Ontology annotation, biological process: axon development; positive regulation of transcription by RNA polymerase II; sensory organ development.
GCGUUUUCUCAAUGGGGUCGCAUCUGUCAAUUUUUCGCGUCUAGUUCAACAACUAGUGUUGUAGUGGUUUAGUAUACAAUGACAAACACACCAAACAUUUAAACCAAAAUAAUAAAAAUCUCAGUGACGAAACUAAAAUCAUUUUAAUACGAAAAAUUACCAAAAGGCAGUGAUAGUGAUUUAAGGCAACAAAUUAUGUGUGUUUACUUGUGAUUCGUUUACAACUUAAGUAUACAGUGCCCAGCUACGAAAUAAUCCAACAACAAAUAGUAUGAGAAAGUUUUAUUUAAACCAUUGAAUUACAUAAUUAGUCUAUAAUACAAAAAAUGUUAAAAUGAAAGUGAGCUGAAAGAAAUUUCCGAAAUUAAACCAAAUUAAAUCACGUAAAAAUAGUCCCCGGAAUUGUGAAUUUAAAAACCAUGAAAUCAUUCGAAUGUGAAUCGUCUUCAGAAGGCGACGAACCCACCAUCCACCCCAUCUCACGGACGAUAGCGCAGCCUCCGCAGUGGCUGCGCGGGAACUCUGCCCCCGGCUGGGGGUGGCAAACUGGCUGCGGCUCCUCAACCGGUGGUCCGAGCUCCUCAUCCGGCGCCUUAGAUCAAACGAAUUUCGCUCCCUUUACCUCAACCGAAGAGGGUCAAAUCCCCGGCAGACGCACCCCUUUAGGAGCCGUGGGAUUAGGCGGCUUCUACUUCCAAGGCUGUCAACCCAACAUCGCUAGCCACGGGCCACCCUCCGACGAGAACACCCCCGACCCGACCGACUCCACCCAACCCAACCGGCCGCAACAUUCCCGAGCGUCCCAAAACGCCAAUCCCUCCAAAGCGAAGAACAGACAGGGAAAAUCCGUCCGAUUGAACAUAAACGCAAGAGAAAGGCGGCGAAUGCACGACUUGAACGACGCUUUGGACGAACUUAGAGCUGUGAUCCCGUACGCACAUUCGCCCUCAGUCAGGAAACUGUCCAAGAUUGCCACACUGCUCCUGGCCAAGAACUACAUUCUAAUGCAAGCCAACGCUCUGGAAGAGAUGAAGAGGCUGAUUGCCUACUUGCAGGGGACUGCAGGAGGAGCGGCUAUUGUGGCGCCGCCAGGGUUCGACCUGCAGGGCUUUCCUGCCGCCGCCAAGUUCCUGCAACAGCAACAGGCCCUCCAAGCCGAAAAUGCCAGGAACAGUGAGGGCAACAACGGAAGCUCGGGCUCCGCUAUGUGAAUGAAAGAUGCUCAAGUUUUAUAAUUUCGGCAAAAACUCCAAAAAUUACUAGAGAAUAGGCGAUAGAUUUUAAAAAUCGUGAAAGUCUAGCUUUUAUUAGUAGAACCUAGUCGUAACUUUUAAGAUUUUUAUUUAACGGUAGACGCGAACAAAGAAACUAAAGCAAUAUUAAAGUAAACGUUGUAGCAAUAAUACUGAUAAAGAUUUUUUAACGUUAACAAUCAUAGCACUCAACUGCUAAAUGUCCAGAAAUUCUAGUCAAUUGUAAUUAGUGAUGAUGUGUAAUGUAAAAUAAACCGAUAGAUACGUUUGUAAAAUGAAAUAGAGAAAUAAAGUUUAUGUCCACAG